CUGGACGGAGCUUCCGGGUAGAGCGGCGUCCUACGAGACCGGAUACUGAAUAAUACAUUUAAGGAAAAAAAAUGGAUGAAGAACCUGAAAGAACUAAGCGAUGGGAAGGAGGCUAUGAAAGGACAUGGGAGAUUCUUAAAGAAGAUGAGUCAGGAUCACUUAAAGCUACGAUAGAAGACAUUCUCUUCAAAGCAAAGAGAAAAAGAGUAUUUGAGCACCAUGGACAAGUUCGACUUGGAAUGAUGCGUCAUCUUUAUGUGGUAGUAGAUGGAUCAAGAACAAUGGAAGACCAAGAUUUAAAGCCAAAUAGACUGACUUGUACUUUAAAGUUAUUGGAAUACUUCGUAGAAGAAUAUUUUGAUCAAAAUCCUAUUAGUCAGAUUGGAAUAAUUGUAACAAAGAGUAAAAGAGCUGAAAAACUGACCGAACUCUCAGGAAACCCAAGGAAACAUGUAACAUCUUUGAAGAAAGCUGUAGAUAUGACCUGUCAUGGAGAGCCAUCCCUCUAUAACUCCUUAAGCAUGGCUAUGCAAACUCUAAAACACAUGCCUGGACAUACAAGUAGAGAAGUCCUAAUCAUCUUUAGCAGCCUCACAACUUGUGAUCCGUCUAAUAUCUAUGAUCUAAUCAAGACCCUAAAGGCAGCUAAAAUUAGAGUGUCUGUUAUCGGAUUAUCUGCAGAGGUUCGGGUUUGCACUGUACUUGCUCGUGAAACUGGUGGCACAUACCACGUUAUUUUAGAUGAAAGCCAUUAUAAAGAAUUGCUGACACAUCAUGUUAGUCCUCCGCCUGCUAGCUCAAGUUCUGAAUGUUCACUUAUUCGCAUGGGAUUUCCCCAGCAUACCAUUGCUUCUCUGUCUGAUCAAGAUGCAAAACCCUCUUUCAGCAUGGCGCACUUGGAUAGCAACACUGAGCCAGGACUUACAUUAGGAGGGUAUUUCUGCCCACAGUGUCGGGCAAAGUACUGUGAGCUUCCAGUUGAAUGUAAAAUCUGUGGUCUUACUUUGGUGUCUGCUCCGCAUUUGGCACGGUCUUACCAUCAUUUAUUUCCUUUGGAUGCUUUUCGAGAACUUCCUCUAGAAGAACAUAAUGGAGAAAAAUUUUGUUAUGGAUGUCAGGGGGAAUUGAAAGACCAACAUGUCUAUGUUUGUGCUGUGUGCCAAAAUGUUUUCUGUGUGGACUGUGAUGUUUUUGUUCACGACUCUCUUCACUGUUGUCCUGGCUGUAUUCAUAAGAUUCCAACUUCUUCAAGUAUUUGAUUCCAACAUAUAGUACACAUUGUAUGUGUUAAAAGGACAUUUGCAAGUGUUAAUAAAGUGAUUCUUCAGAAGAAGCUCCAAUUAAGAUAUGAAGACCAGUUUGAAAGGAAAAUCUGAUUUAAGAAACUUUUUGCUAAGAAAAUGUAGGAUUGGGGCACCUGGCUCAGUCAUUCGGAAGAGCAUGACACUCUUGAUCUCAGGGUUAUGAGUUCGAGCCCUACGAUGGAUUGCUACAAGUUUCUCACAUCAUAACCACAGGAACUGGAUUUAGUAACCAUAGUUUAACAAAUAAACAACACAUCCAGCCUAU
This is a messenger RNA of Neomonachus schauinslandi (Hawaiian monk seal), 1569 nucleotides long. RefSeq names its product general transcription factor IIH subunit 2. Bases 72 to 1259 code for a protein of 395 amino acids. The transcript is spliced from 17 exons. Gene Ontology annotation, cellular component: transcription factor TFIIH core complex; transcription factor TFIIH holo complex. Gene Ontology annotation, biological process: nucleotide-excision repair; DNA-templated transcription; regulation of transcription by RNA polymerase II. The record is from RefSeq and is a predicted model, not a curated record. Gene Ontology annotation, molecular function: zinc ion binding. NCBI's taxonomy places the organism in Eukaryota, Metazoa, Chordata, Mammalia, Carnivora, Phocidae.